Rhodamnia argentea is the source of this 1133-nucleotide messenger RNA. RefSeq names its product protein LOW PSII ACCUMULATION 1, chloroplastic. Lineage: Eukaryota; Viridiplantae; Streptophyta; Magnoliopsida; Myrtales; Myrtaceae. The annotation marks the transcript as partial. The record is from RefSeq and is a predicted model, not a curated record. The transcript is spliced from 4 exons.
UCUAUUCAGCUGAAAGGAGUUGUACGCUUGAAAGAUUUAAAAUCUGGCCAGUUGCUUCAUCAUCUCUUCUUUGCAGCAAGUUUCUUGACUUCAACAGCCAAGAUUAGGAGUGAGGUCCUGUCUCCGUUCCGGACUGUGCGGAUGUUCUUCUACCUUUCUUUCAUUGCCAGUGGUGCUCUUGGAGGUUUGAUUGCCAUUACACAACUGAUUGCUGCUCUGACAAACUCCACUAAAGCUGAUGCAGUACCUGACAUUGUCAAAGGUCUUCUCAUAGACGUUGGGGCAGUUUCUAUAUUUGCAUUUCUCUAUUAUCAGGAGAACAAUGCAAAGAAUGCACAGGUUGCUAGACUCACUAGAGAGGAAGGCCUUUCAAAUCUGAAGCUACGUGUAGAUGAAAGGAGAAUCAUUUCUCUAAGCUCUUUGAGAGGACUUGCUCGUCUUGUGAUCUGUGCUGGCCCAGCUUCCUUUAUUACAGAGUCCUUUAAGCUUAGUGAACCUUAUACUGAGAGUCUCUUGGAUCGAGGGGUGCUUGUAGUGCCUUUUGCCACAGAUGGAAAUUCACCUACUUUUGAGUUUGACGAGAGUGAGGAGAUGAAAGAGAUUACCAACAAAAGGAAGAAGCUUUGGCAGUUAUCUCCUGUUUAUGUCUCUGAGUGGACCAAGUGGUUAGAUGAUCAGAAGAAACUUGCUGGUGUUUCUCCUGAUUCUCCAGUGUAUUUAUCUCUACGCAUGGAUGGUCGUGUUCGCGGUAGUGGUGUUGGUUACCCUCCUUGGAAUGCCUUUGUUGUCCAGCUCCCUCCUGUUAAGGGUAUAUGGUCUGGACUACUUGAUGGCAUGGACGGAAGGGUUCUUUAGCAUGCAUAGCAAUGACAGAUUCUUUUGUAGUUGAAGGAUACUUUCCGUUUUGACGCUAUAAUUCCUUCCAACUCCAACUCUUCAUACUGCAUACAUCAGGCGAGGUGAUGAAGGUAGAUAAUAAGUGACACUAAUCUCUGCGUUUAAACCUCAGCCAGUGUAUCACACAUUUGUGCAGCUAUAAGUUUGCCUGUUCUGUUCGCGCUGCAAAAUUGAGGCUGCCUCAAGAACAUUUAUAGAACAGACGAUAGAUGAAUGAAGAUCGUUCUUUUGCAUGC